AUGGUUGUAUCCCUCGUGCUUGGAAGAUCUGUGUUGGUGGCCCUUUUGUUUCUGUGUGCAAUUCAAAGCACUGGUGGUUAUAAAUCCUUAGACUGCUUGGGUCUGGGAACCAGGAGACCUCCUUCCCCUAUACAGUCUAGCCCACCAGCUAAGAUCCUCAUCCCAAGUCCUGCACUCUCUGUGGACGUGCCCUCCUACUCUGGCACCUGCACAGAGCCCCCUCUGCCUCAGCCUUUGCCCACACCAGGCGGCACACCCACCAGAGCACACCCACCAGAGCACACCCACCAGGCCUUGCAGCUGCCUGAGAAUGCUCUCCUUGUUGGACCACACCUGGUUGUGUUUAUAUCUGACUCUCAGUCAAUAACGGUCCAGUCAUGGUGUUGUCCUGACGCAUCACCAACUGGAUUUGCUUCUUCCUCAGCGGAGUUCUGGACGAGGUUGCACAGUGCCGUGAAACCAAGCCCCAGUUUCUAUCACUUCAUCCUGACCCACUUCCGAUGGUUGUGGAACAUCAUCAACAGCACGUUUAUCCGGGACACGCUGAUGCGGUUGGUGCUCACACUCCGUGCCAAUCUCAUUCCCAGCCCGCCCACCUACAAUUCCGCCUAUGGGUAUAUCAGCUGGGAGGCCUACGCCAAUGUGAGCUACUUCACUCGUGUCCUUCCGCCAGUGCCCAAUGACUGCCCCACUCCCAUGGGAACCAAAGGACCAGUGAGGCUCCCUGAUGCAGAACUGGUGGCGGAGCGGUUUUUCCUGCGCAGGACAUUCCAGCCUGACCCUUUGGGAACAAACUUGAUGUUUGCUUUCUUCGCCCAGCACUUCACGCAUCAGUUCUUCAAGACGUCGGGAAAGAUGGGUCAUGGUUUCACCCGGGCUCUGGGGCAUGGGGUGGAUCUUGGGCACAUAUAUGGGGACAAUUUGGAGCGGCAGCACAAACUCCGACUCUUCCAGGAUGGGAAGCUGAAGUUCCAGAUGGUUAACGGGGAGAUGUAUCCACCAACUGUGCUGGAAGCUCCAGUGCACAUGAUUUAUCCAAAGCACAUCCCUCCAGAGAAGCGCCUUGCUGUGGGCCAGGAGGUCUUUGGCCUGCUCCCGGGCCUUAUGAUGUAUGCCACCAUCUGGCUGCGUGAGCACAAUCGUGUCUGUGACAUACUGAAGCAGGAACACCCAGCUUGGGAUGAUGAGCAGCUAUUCCAAACCACAAGGCUCAUCCUCAUCGGCGAGACCAUCAAAAUUGUGAUUGAAGACUACGUCCAGCAUCUCAGUGGCUACCUCUUGCGUCUGAAGUUUGAUCCAGAGCUUCUUUUUGGAGCGCAGUUCCAAUAUCAGAACCGCAUUGCUGUGGAAUUCAACCAGCUCUACCACUGGCACCCGCUGAUGCCGGACAGCUUUGCCAUCAAAAACGAGGAGUACAACUAUGACCAGUUUGUUUACAACACCACCAUGCUCAUUGACUAUGGCGUGGAAGCCCUUGUAGAGGCUUUUGCCAAACAGCGAGCCGGGCAGAUUGGAGGAGGGCGAAAUAUCCACAGUCAACUUCUGAACGUGGCCAUCGGAGUCAUUGAGGAAUCACGCCUGCUGCAACUCCAGCCCUUCAACGAAUACCGGAAGAGGUUUGGCAUGAAGCCCUACACGUCCUUCCAGGAACUCACAGGGGAGGAAGAGAUGGCAGCUGAGCUGGAGGAGCAAUAUGGGGAUAUUGAUGCCCUAGAAUUCUACCCUGGCUUGUUGGUGGAGAAGAUACAGCCCAAUGCCAUUUUUGGUGAGAGCAUGGUGGAGAUUGGGGCCCCCUUCUCCUUGAAAGGGCUCUUGGGGAAUCCCAUCUGCUCUCCCGAGUAUUGGAAGCCCAGUACGUUUGGUGGCGCCACCGGCUUUGAGAUGGUGAACACAGCAUCGCUUCAGAAACUUGUGUGUCGAAACGUGAAGAAGUGUCCCUACGUGGGUUUCAAGGUACCGGAAGAGGAUGGGGAGGGACUGGCAGAAGCAGCAGACAGCCAGUCUCAGGACAAGAAGACAUCUACUGAGCUUUAGGACAGGGAGGGAGGAUCCUCCUGGGCUUGGCAAAUGAUCACAAUCCAGCCAGCAAGUUCCCAUCACUUUUGGUGGCAAAGAGCACCCAUAGAUGAUGGUUGGCAGGCUGAGGAAGAGAUAAAAGGGCACAAUACCAUCCUCUAUCAUCAUGCUUCCCUGGAUAGAAAAGCCUUUUACGGUUGGGGAGGCAUCCAAGGAGGAGACUCUGAUGUUUAUGAGAAAUGAAAGCCCACCAAGGUCUGUCCAUUCCCAGCAGAAGAACUCCUGCUCCCUGCUCCCUCCAUGGACCCCCCUCCCCUCCCCUCCGUGCACUAAGCUACUUCCAGUGUCUUAGUUGCAGGAGGAAUGUCCCCAUACACCUUUGCCACCUCCCCAUACUAGGAAUUCUGUUCCCUGGAGUUGUGCCCUCAGUUAGAAUUCCCAGAAACUGUUGCACCUGUUUUAAACUUAUGGUAUAGACAAACUGUAGAGUCAAAGCUUGUGAAAUCCUAGCAGAUAGGAAGAGUCAAACCUUUUGGAAUGCCUCCCCUGUGUCUAUUCAUCCUGCAUGGAGGAUGGAAGAGAAGAAGAUACGUUCUAACAGUGGGAACUGAAAUGGAGUGGAGAAUGUGAUUUUCAGAAUAAAGAUUUAUACUUUUGUUUA
Sphaerodactylus townsendi is the source of this 2677-nucleotide messenger RNA. It is a transcript of the gene PTGS1, whose product is annotated as prostaglandin-endoperoxide synthase 1. Gene Ontology annotation, biological process: cyclooxygenase pathway; response to oxidative stress. Gene Ontology annotation, cellular component: cytoplasm; neuron projection. Bases 1 to 2034 code for a protein of 677 amino acids. Gene Ontology annotation, molecular function: peroxidase activity; heme binding; oxidoreductase activity, acting on single donors with incorporation of molecular oxygen, incorporation of two atoms of oxygen. The transcript has 11 exons. Lineage: Eukaryota; Metazoa; Chordata; Lepidosauria; Squamata; Sphaerodactylidae. The record is from RefSeq and is a predicted model, not a curated record.